Molecule: messenger RNA, 2873 nt
Organism: Cimex lectularius (bed bug)
Lineage: Eukaryota; Metazoa; Arthropoda; Insecta; Hemiptera; Cimicidae
Exons: 1
Coding region: 69-2774 (901 amino acids)
Cellular component (GO): axoneme
Molecular function (GO): microtubule binding; beta-tubulin binding
Source: RefSeq, a predicted model, not a curated record
CAUUUCAAUGUUUUACAAAUUACCGUGAUCUUCAUUUAUUAUUGAAUUUCUAAACAAAAGUCUGCAUAAUGCAUAGGCAAGAAAAAUCUAAAAGCAGGCAAAGUAAGAAACAAAGGAAUUAUAUUGAUCCGAAGUCAAAAGAGUUGGAACGUCAACAAGAAAUAAAAUGUAAGGCUGAAAAAGAGAUGUAUGAGAAGAAGAAAAGAGAUGAGAUAUUGCCACAAAUAGACAUUUUGUUUAAGAGGAUAAAGCAUAAAGUACAAAAGGGAAAAAUAAAAAACAGAACUUUAAAAGAAUGGUUGAGGUAUAUAAAGUGCAAUAGACCUACUCCAGAAUCAGCUUCCAAUUUGCAUCUCUGUUUUUAUGAAUGGGAAAUCCUUUCAAAGAAUUUUAAACUUGAAGAUGUAAUGCAGGAGUUUGAACAGCUAACAUCCUUUUUCAACAUUGUCACAGAAAUCACUGAAGAGCCAGUAACAUUGACUCAGAUUAUGGUGAAAAACAUAAAAUCCAUUAUACAUGUAUGGCAGUAUACAAUUUUAAAAGAAAUAGAUUUUGCAUGUUAUUUACUUAUAAGGAAUGUUGAAUCGUCUUUCUCUAAAAUAGACUAUUAUACAGGAGAAUACACCUUUUGUUCAAAAUUUGUAAAUAUCGGUAUGUGGUCAUUCUUUGAAUGUCCGUUUCGAUUAAAUUUUAAAAAGAACCAUCCACCAAUUAAAUUUGAAAAUUGUGCUACUUCAUUGGUCUUACCUAGAAUACCUUAUAACACUAAACCGAUCGUUUUGCGCUGCAUGCACAUAGAAUUAGAUUUUUACAGUACUACAAGUAGGAGCAAUGAUCUUUUUGUCAAAACAGCAACGUUAAAUUUAGUGUCAGAAGUAAAACGAUGUUACGACAUGGUCACUGCUAUCACAAAAGAAUUCCAGGAAGCUGAAGAAUUCAAACAGCAAUAUGGAAAGCUUCAAAAAGAACAAGGCAAUGCAGAUAAAGUUACAAAUGAAGUUUCAUCAUUAUUUCUGCCAUCGUUUUCAUCACAUAAUUUAGUGGACUCGAGAAGAUUAUCUUAUCUAUCGUUGAACAGUCAGCAUUCGUUGGAUAAAAACUCAAAACCAUCAAUUGUAGAGGGUUUUGGAAAUAGAAGUACAAAAGACAGCAGCAGUAUUAACUCGAAACAGUCUUUUUUUCAUAAUCGACACCGAGGCACUGUAGAAAGUAAUGAAAGUAUCAAUUUUUAUCAUCGUUUUACACAGACAUCAGCUGUUUCUAUAGAUAUGCAUGUUUUAUUUAAUGAACAAAAUGACAUGUUUCUCGAUGCCAUGUAUGAUGAAGAUGAUGAUAAAGAACUCAUAGCUAUUUUAAAUGAAACAAAUGAUCCUGCAAGGAAGUCUGCAACAUUCACCGAUCUCUUCCUUCCUAAAGAAGAAAAGAACCAGCAAGUUAAAUCGGAUUUCAAUUCUAUUAAAGAAGUUUUAAAUAGCACAUUGUUAAUAAAGAAUGUAACUGAUAUAGAUUAUGAACAAAAGGUUAGCGUUCUCUCAAAAACAAAAUCCCAGAUAUUUAAUAUGCGAGAAGAGGAGGCACAUAAUGAUUUCAUUGAAUCACUGAAACAAGAAUUAGAUGAUGAUGAACUUAAUUUGAGAGCUUAUACUGUGUUAGGAGGUGUUUAUUAUAUUGAUAUCUUGAAAUGUGUUUUUCAACCGUUUCCACUAAAAGGAGGCAAUUAUGUUCAGGUUACUCAAGGUCAUUUUGAUAUCACGAGAGAACCGUUGAUGAGCAGGUAUGUCGAACUAUCGCCAUUUAAUAUGGAACUUCAUGAGAUGUCUAUUUUUGAAAAUAUGGAACAAGAGGAAGACAUUGAAGAAGAAGAAGAAUCUCAAGAAGAAUAUCGGGUUGAGGAAGAUCCCAAAGAUGAUAUGAUUUCAGUCACUAUACAUUUGGAAAAUGGUCUGUUUAAGCUGAAUGACCCAAUUCCAGUAAUUUGGGAUGAAGAAAGAAAAAUUUGGUCUCGAAAACAUCUUUUUCAGUGUCGAUAUUAUAAAAAUGAAAAUGUAGUUCAAUUUCAACUCAACAAACUUGCACCAUUCGCCUUCGCACUUCCACGUUUCCACCAACUACCGUACAAAGACUGGUGUCUUACUCCUCAUGAACAAAAUUUAGUAUCCCUACAUCUUACAUGUCAAGAUUUUACAAUUUUGUUCUUAAUUGGUGAAGAGAAAGUGUCCUUGGAAAAUGUAGAAUUAAAAAAUAACAGCAGAUUCUUGGAGGAAAUAUACGGAGAACCUUAUGAACCGGAUGAUCUCUUUUUUAUCUUGAAAAAUAAUGGAAUCAACAUAUUCCCUAGGACAGAUACCUUCCUGUAUGUGCCAGGAUCUUCUUGUAAAAAUCGAUCUGUCGAAGACCAUGUCUAUCUCACCAUGUCCUUAUUCGUUCAAAUUCUUGAAUAUUGUUCAUCAGAAUGGAAUAGAGCUGUCGGCUGGAAAAAUAUCAUCUUUCAGGGUCGUCAAGCAAAUUCCGUUACUACCCAUUACAUGACGUUCAGAUGCAACAAUUUAAGAGCUGACUGGUUAACUUUGAAAGAAGGUACGAACGUUUACAAAGAAAAAGUACAUAAAUCAGUUGGAUUUGUACCAGACAUGUAUUCAUUGUUUAGCAGACUGUUUGGAAGAGAAUUCAACCAAAUUACAACAAAUGCAGCACUUAUUUCUACCGUUUACUAUGUACUUUCACAGACCAGGGUUCUUUCUUAUUCUGGUGAUCCAAAUAAACCUUUCAUAUAACAAUAAUUUCUUAUUUCGCCUGCCAACAUUAAAAAUGACACCAUUAAAAAUAAACACUUUGAACAUUAACUAACACAAAAAAUGAACACGUAUGUACAU